ACAUCCGGGUCUCUCAGGUUCCUGUCUGGCGACCCGUCGCCAUUAGUGCACGCUCUUUACUACGGACCUCGUUUUUAGGCUAAAAUUCCCAAAUUGGGUUGUUUUCCAGCUUCUGGAAAACAUUUAGCGCCUUGUUAAGGGCACGUUGUUUUCCUUAACGAGCAAAAACCCGACAGUCAGAGGGGGUUUUGGCCCCGUUUGGCGAGCUUUCGUCCUCUCCUCUGCCAGGCUUCACGACUUGAGACGCCAUAACCGUGUCUCUUUAUUUUUCUCUGGUUUGUUUUAUGGUCAAGAUGUCGCCGUGAUGGGGUCUCCGCGUUUGACAGAAAUGAAUCAGGGCCUUCGCCGCCUGACCCGCACUCACUGCAACCCGCUAUUGUCCUCCGUUUCCCCGUUUAAUGCUAGAGAGCUCGGCGGCUCUCUGCCAGAAGCUCGGCCCGAACAGCGCUCACUGCACGGAGACAAACAUGGAGAAAAACCCCAACAGCAGCACCAGCAACAAGGUUCCGCCCCGUUCCAGCUCCACAGGCCCACCGCCUGGAGAAUCUAAGCCCAAAACAGAAGGUAAAAAUAAUGGGGGCUCUAAGCGCUACAACCGGAAGCGGGAGCCCUCCUUUCCCAAAGCUGAAAAUUUCCCCGGCCCUCGCCGCACCAAUUCACAGAAAAGCAAGAAUUUCGACAAGAGACCUCCUCAGAGAGGCGGGGGGCGACAGUAUGGAGUCCUGGGCGGAGGACGACGUGAGGAGGUAGCAGAGACCCGCCGGGCCGAGUUUAGCCCGGCUCAAUUUGCUGGACCCAAAAAAAUCAGCCUGAAUCACCUGCUAAAUUUCACCUUCGAGCCUCGCGGAGGCAACGACGGCGUCGGAGACGGCGGCCACUCCUACUGGGGCCGCAGGAACAAGUGGGGCCACAAGAACAAGCCCUUCAACAAGGAGCUUUUCCUCCAGGCCAACUGCCAGUUUGUGGUGACUGAUGACCAGGACUACAAGGCUCACUUCACUGACCCAGACACUCUGGUCAACUGGGACUGUGUACAGCAAGUGCGCAUCUACAGCCACGAGAUGCCGUCUUGCCCCAUCUGCCUCUAUCCUCCUGUGGCGGCUCGCAUCACACGGUGUGGACACAUCUUCUGCUGGCCGUGCAUGCUCCACUACCUGUCUCUUAGCGACAAGAGCUGGUCCAAGUGCCCCAUCUGCUACGAGGCCGUGCACACAGCUGACCUGAAGAGUGUGGUUGCCAUGGAAACCAAGCAGUAUGUGGUCGGGGACGAAAUCACCAUGCGUCUGAUGCGGAGAGAAAAGGGGGCUCUGGUGGCUAUGCCAAGCUCCCAGUGGGUGAAGGUGGAGGAGCCUGUCCGCUUUGGAGACGCUUCUUUGAGUCAGUAUUCCAAGCUGCUGCUGACAUCCCCGUCGCAGGUCCUGGAUUUGGUAACGGAGGAGAAGGGAAUCCUGCAGGCUCAGCUGAGCCUGGAGGAGGAACCUGAGGGCUGCUUCAUCCAGAGCGCCCUCUGUCUUUUGCAGGAGCAGGAGGAAACUCUGCUGAAGCAUCAAGUGGCUAAUGCAGAAAUCCCUGACCUGUCCCCACUGACUCUGAACGAUCCUCCUUCCCUGCUGGAUGAGGUGGUGACCACUACCCUCAGUGCCAAGCCUGUGCUGCAGUACUCCUCGGCUUUUGACGACGAGGUGGCGGAGUUCCCACAGGACACAGCUGCAGAGCUGCCAGGUAGUCCCGACGCUGUCCUAGAGAGCGUCCUGGAGGAGCCCCCCGAGAGCGUCCUGGAGGAGCCCCCCGAGGCUGAGCCGGAGCCCCAGCUGGAGGAAGAGAGCCCAGCCAAUCAGAUGGAGUCCGCCCGCCCCUCUGCUGCUGUGGUGCACGGACCGUACUACUAUUUCUACCAAGCUGACGACUGCCAGCAGAUGUUCCUGCAUCCCAUCAACGUGCGCUGCCUUCUGCGUGAAUACGGCAGCUUGGAGGCUUGUCCCGACUCCAUCACUGCCACAGUGGUGGAGAUAGUAGGACACACAGUCAAUGAGGAGAUCCGUCGUCGGCAUCGCUAUCUGGCUCACCUGCCGCUCACCUGCGAAUUCAGCAUCUGCGAGUUGGCCCUGCAGCCGCCGAUCCUGUCCAAAGAAACUCUGGACACGUUUGCUGAUGACUUGGAGAAGAGAAGGCGCCUGAGGCAGAAGAAGGCGAGGGAUGAAAAACGCAGGGAGAAACGCAUUGAAAUGGAGGAGAACAAGAAGCAGGGGAAAUAUCCCGAGGUACAUAUUGGACUGGAGAACCUUCAUCAUUUCCCAGCAUUCGGCUCCCCGCCCCACUACAGCAGCCCGCCAAUCCAACCCGAUUUUACUUUAGCUCCUCCAUCUCCCCUCAGCACCAGCCCUUCCUCAGAUGGGAUUAGCUUCCCGAGCCUGAGUGUGUCCUCGCCUACUGUGGGUAGCGUGGAGGACGAUUCCCACUGCAUGUCCUUUGCACAGAUGCUGAAAGACGGGAAAGCCAGAGCUGAUGCUGGGCUCAGGGUCACUCCAAAGAAAGGAGAAUUUCUGACUACGGAUUGCAUUUUCUCCCGUGCAGACAAGCUGCUCGCCCCCCCAGGGGCAGACAGCGACGGUGAGAGCGACGGCUCGGAUCGCUUUCCCGUGCCCAGCUUUCAGAAUUCCUUCAGUCGGGCUUUCGAGAAGGCCCUUCUGCAGCUGGACAGCGGUCCCGCCGCCCCGCCGCAGCCUGUGGUAGAACCAGAUGAAAAGGGAGGGAAGAAGAAAAAGAAGAAACAGAAACUUCUCUUCAGCACAUCCAUGGUUCACACAAAGUAGAAAGAAAAAAAAAA
Molecule: messenger RNA, 2827 nt
Organism: Poecilia latipinna (sailfin molly)
Lineage: Eukaryota; Metazoa; Chordata; Actinopteri; Cyprinodontiformes; Poeciliidae
Gene: rnf10
Product: ring finger protein 10
Exons: 17
Coding region: 399-2813 (804 amino acids)
Biological process (GO): positive regulation of myelination; positive regulation of transcription by RNA polymerase II
Molecular function (GO): metal ion binding; transcription cis-regulatory region binding
Source: RefSeq, a predicted model, not a curated record